Zophobas morio is the source of this 1613-nucleotide messenger RNA. RefSeq names its product putative zinc finger protein 66. Bases 211 to 1491 code for a protein of 426 amino acids. The record is from RefSeq and is a predicted model, not a curated record. Gene Ontology annotation, molecular function: RNA polymerase II transcription regulatory region sequence-specific DNA binding; DNA-binding transcription factor activity, RNA polymerase II-specific. The transcript has 3 exons. NCBI's taxonomy places the organism in Eukaryota, Metazoa, Arthropoda, Insecta, Coleoptera, Tenebrionidae. Gene Ontology annotation, cellular component: nucleus. Gene Ontology annotation, biological process: regulation of transcription by RNA polymerase II.
UUCCCCAUCGCGCCCUCUCCAAAACCACCCACGCCCCCCAAAACCAUCGCCGUCCCUUCAAUAAAAACACAAAAUCGAUUUUAUUCAUCUGCCGUAACUCCAGCCACCUCCAUGUUUAAAACCAAACGUCAAAAUGAUUAAAAUGAGGUUGUAGUGUUUAUUUACAUUGUAAGAUAAUUCCCAAAUCGGCACGAUUCGACCUUUUCACAAAUGGCAACGAAGCCUGGCACUGUCACAAAUCUACUCAACCGAAUCAACAAUGGGCAGAAGCGGAGGUUGUACCUGGAGGACUUUUUCUACUCGUACAAGUGCUCGAAGAUCAGUGCCCAGAAGAAGCUCGAGGCUAAGGAAAAAGACCAGUGUGUCGAUGUUAAGGUAUCGAGUAACUUGAAGGGUGGAGUUGAGGGUAGUGGCGGUGGAGGGGACGCUGAUGUAAAGCCUGUUGUUGACAAUUUGGUACUGGUAGACGGAAAACCUCCAAACAGCUCCACCUUCCCCCACCCCAAGCCUGAGUACAAACACAACACCCGCCGGAAACUCAAGUACGGCGACUCUGAGAAGAAGUACGUGUGCGACUACUGCACCUUCCGGUCCAAGUACCGCAAGAGCCUCGCCGAGCACAUCCUCCUCCACAAGUCCCGCGACGAGACCCCCAUCUACCGCUGCAGCGACUGCUCCUACGAGACCAAGCGCAAGCACUACCUGCGCAAGCACAGCCUCAUCCACAAGUCCGACGGCCAGGUGGAGAUGCACAAGUGCCCCGAGUGCGACUUCUCCACCAAGCGCAAGGACGGCCUCCAGCGCCACAUCCUGCUCAUCCACAACCACGACUCCGAGGCCAUGAUCUACAAGUGCCCCGAGUGCAGCUACCAGACCAAGCUGAGCUACAGCCUGACCUCGCACAUGCUGGUGCACAAGACGUCGGACGACUUCUACAAGUACCAGUGCAGCGAGUGCCCGUACAAGACCAAGGAGAAGAGGUCGCUGUUCAAGCACUCGCUGAGUCACAAGAGCAAGGACGAGAUCCAUACGUAUAAGUGUACGUAUUGUCCGUUCGAGACCCGGAGGAAGGCGAGUCUGACGAAACACAUGGCGCCCAUCGCCGACGACGAGUUCGGGAGCACCCACAAGUGCACGGUCUGCGUGUUCGAGACGACGCGGAAGAAGUGUCUGAGGAGCCACAUGCUGUCGCACCGGAACGCCAACAAGGCGUACAAGUGUCCGUAUUGUCUGUACGAGCACACGAAGAAGAAGAAGCUGACGAGGCACAUUUCGGUGCACAACGACGGGGAGGAGUCGUUCAAGUAUAGGUGUAAGGAGUGUCCGUUUAAGACGAAGUGGGUGGAUGCGCUGAAUACGCAUAAGUUGAGGCACGUGAAGGAGGAGGAUGGGGGGACGUAUAAAUGCAUGGUGUGUUCGUACAAUGCGAGGAACAAGGCGCAUCUGACGAGACAUUUAAAGAUGCACAAGAAAGUUAGCGGGGGGAUGUAAUUGUUUUUGUUGUUUUUUGUUGUUUUUGCCUGUGAUAUUUCGAGGACGUAGUAGGAGUAGUCUGUGUUCGAAGUACGUAUUGUGUACCUUCCUAUGAAAUGAGAAUAAAGAUUUGAAAAGUA